Messenger RNA from Ostreococcus tauri, 1134 nucleotides. RefSeq names its product Endoplasmic reticulum vesicle transporter,C-terminal. The coding region runs from base 1 to 1134 and encodes 377 amino acids. The transcript has a single exon. The record is from RefSeq and is a predicted model, not a curated record. Gene Ontology annotation, cellular component: endoplasmic reticulum; COPII-coated ER to Golgi transport vesicle. NCBI's taxonomy places the organism in Eukaryota, Viridiplantae, Chlorophyta, Mamiellophyceae, Mamiellales, Bathycoccaceae.
AUGAGCGCUCUACUCAAGUCUUUAGACGCCAAUCCUAAGCUUAAGGAGGACUACGCGCGACAAUCAACGUCUGGAGUGAUCAUCACGUUGGUGUGCGGAGCGUUGUGUUUGCUCCUCUUCCUCGGCGAGUUCUUCGCGUACAGGACUACCAAGGUGGUGAGUGAGCUUAGGGUGAAUCCCAUGGGCGUUCACAGCGUGACGCCGAACGCCGAGAGACUGAAGAUCGACAUCGAUAUCACCUUUCACAGCAUGGCGUGCAAUCUCAUCACGUUGGACACUUCAGAUAAAGCCGGGGAACAGCAUUACGACGUGCAUGAUGGUCACAUCGAGAAGAGGAGAGUAGAUAAAGAUGGCAAACCUAUCGAUGCAACGUUUACGUCUGAGAAGCCGAAUAAGCAUAAAGAGAUGGUGCAGGCGCUUGAGAAGAUGAACCAGACUGAUUCAGUGGUUGGAAACGAGACCGCGUUGCAGAAACAGGAUCGGGCUCAUCGCUUUGCUGGUGUUUUCGGGUUCGAGAGCAUGCUAAAAGAAGCUUUUCCGGAGGGUAUCGAGAACGCUUUUCGGAAUGAGGCGCGUGAAGGGUGCGAAGUGAAGGGAUACCUUGAAGUCAAUCGAGUGCCGGGACGGAUUUCCAUCUCUCCGGGCAGAGUUGUGAUGAUGGGCAUGCAACAAUUUAAGCUGAAUGUGCACACAGACUUGAACUUGACUCACACGAUACAUCGUUUGUCGUUCGGCGAACGAUUUCCCGGUUUGGUGAGUCCCCUCGAUGGUACCCAUCGCUCACUCCCCCCGAACGCGGUGCAGCAAUAUUUUCUGAAUGUUGUGGCAACGACGUUUCAACCGUUGAGAGGAGACGCGAGGAUCAGCACUCAUCAAUACAGCGUGACUGAGACUUUCACAACAUCUCAGCGAUCCCUGGGGGGCUCAUCAAACGGCAGGGAUCCGGGAGUAUUCUUCACCUACGAAAUUGAGCCGAUUCGUGUCGAUUUCAAAGAAACGCGCACGACAUUUGGAGCAUUCAUCAUUGGGAUCUGCUCCAUCAUCGGAGGCGUGGUGACGAUGGCAGGAGUCGUGCAAAGUGCUGUGGAACAUUUUUCGAAUCAAAAAUCUUCGUUCGACGUAGCGAAUAGUUAA